AGUCUGACCCUGAGUCGAGACCUUGACGCCACUUGAAUCGGAUUGUGUUUUUGCGUUAUUGAAAUGCAGUCCGAAUUUACUGGGACUACAUGUUACACACUAUCAUUCUAAUGCUUUCGUAUAACUAGAACAUAUCAGGUAAUAAAUUAUGGGGAAUGUCAUGCCUUGAUUCCCAUAUCUCAUAAACUCAAAAUAUUAGUCAAGUCAAUGUCAGUUAACUAGGUAACUGAAGUUGAACAAAUUAAAUUUUAAACAAACAUUCAUUAAGAUCACGGACGCUAUUCGUUGAUUAGGAUAUUUGAUGGCACGAUGUGCCGAGAAACGAGUUUGAAUUUGAAGUUUUUUCCUACUCUGCUAAUCUACAUUUCCUCCUCAAAUCAUGUGUUCUAUGCCAGUCUGUUGUAUUACCACCAAUACUGUCACUAUCCCCACUGUGGAAUUCGGCCCGACGAUUUCUUCAUUGCUAAUAUGGUGUGACAGUCUGAACCGAUACUCACGUGCCAGAUUCUAGGUUGUAUGUAACUGAAUGGUUAAAUUUAUUUCAACUUAAAACAUAAUGCUGCCGUUGAGUAGCGUUUUUGUACAUCGUAACUAAGUCUCUCACAGUCUACUUUGGUAAAUGUACCAAAAAACUAACUUUGGUUUGUAAUUGUAUCCAUAUCAGUUUCAGUUUAGAAAGGACAGGAGGCUUGAUGGUCUGUGUUAGUGAAUAAUUUACUUACCAGUCAUGUGUGUGAUUUCGUAUCCGCACUCGCAUUCGACUGUGUUUGUUUAUUUUUUCCCGCAUUUCCUUGUGAGUUUGAUAAUACAUUGGUCAUUUUCAUACUAUCCAACAUUAAUCGCUUAACUGUACUGGUGAAACAUCCUUUUUUUUCAGGCUCAGAAAAUGCUUCCGAACGAAUUCCUAGUUCUGUUAUAUAUAUUCUGUGCAGCUUCAUUCAUCAGUUUUUACGUUGGAGAUCAGUAAGACAGAUCAUUCUCAAUGUAACAUUCACAGAUUCUUGAUUUUAUUGUGCUUUCAUUAUUCUUUGUGCAAAGUAUUUUCUCGAGUUAGCAGCAACAGUUUGUAAGCAUUUUUAAAAUGUGAAUUGUGUAGGUUGCUUGUGAUCACAUUAGGCACUAUACUUAUGGCUGAAAUAAUGGCUUUGAGAACUUUGUUGCCGCUAAUAUGGUAAUUUCAGUUUUUACGGACACCUUAUCAUCCAGGAGUGCUCCAGUCAAUUUGUUGUACAUACUACUCAUUAACUGCUUCCUCUGCCAUUAUUUAGUGUGGUCUGUGUUAAAGUUUUCUCUUGCUAAUAUUGAACGUGAGGUUAGUCCCUAUUGUUUACCAUCAGUUAGUAAUAGGUUCUUGAAAUUCCAACUUUCAGUAGCUUACCAACAAUAUGUUGUCUACUGAUCACGAUGCUGGGCUUCGGUCAUUGGAAAAAACAUUUGACUUCACUAACAUGCUUUCUUGGGUAACACUUGAUGUAAUUUCUAGUUUUUUAGUGUGCCUACUUUGUGGCUGUGCUCCAGAUAUAAACCGGAAAAACAUCUUGAAGUCCUUUGGAAGUCAUUCAUGGAGGCGUGUAUUGCUAUUUUGCUAAACCUAUUCCCUGUAUUGAAUUAUGCUGUAUAUUAUUACUUUGAUGAAAGUGGCGGGUCAUUCCUUAAAUUCAUGAUCGAGAUCCUGUGUUUAAUAACUACAACAAACUUAAUAUCAUCACAACUUCGUGUUCAAAGUCUGCUUACAGCUAAGGAUACUUUAAAUAAACAGAUUUCCCGUAUGGUUCUUCCCUUGUUCACUGGAAUUAUUUUAUUGAAUAUGCACACAGAAUUUUUUAACACUUUGAACAAUAUACUCAGUUACUUGCCCAUAUUUACUGUGCAUUUUCUAGUCUUUUUAAUCAUAGUUUCAGUUACAUUGCUUAGAUACUAUCACCAAACAAUGAAAACAGAACUAUUUCUGAAGUUGAUGUCAGCAAUACUAUGUGUUAUGAUCAUUGGACUGUAUUGGAAUAACCUUUCGAAUGUGUUCAGAAUUUCUCGGCAGCCUUUCUGGAGGAAGAGAUCUAUAAAUCAUUUGUUUUGGAGUGGAAUUGUUAGUCUCAUAUUUUCGGUACUAACAAUGUUUGCUUAUGAAUAUGGGAAUCAAGAAAUAUUUGAUAUAAUCUUUGGUGUUUCUUUAUGCAUUCUACAUUAUUCCGAAUGGUGUUUAUAUAUGACCACUUAUAUUUCUGAAUCCUGGCUGUACAAUUCUUGCAUAAUCACUGUUGUGUCAGUAUUACUGGCAGCUGCAUCUACAAACCGAAGACGUUUCAUGAAUAAUUCCGUUUUAAAUCGGAGUUUUCCAGUAAAAAUUUUCAGUUGGAACGUUUUCGCUCCUUGUUGUUUAGUUCCAGCCGUCUUAAAACUUCUUUUACUGUGGAUAAAUGAAUAUGUCGAUAAUUCUACUCAUCAUAACACAUUAAAUCAUCGUGUACAUUAUAAUAAAGAUUUUGUUCUGGGUUUAUAUCUGCUACUUUUGGGAUUGUUUUGCAGCGAAAGGAUUUAUCAGCUUGGGAAACGAGUAGUUAAUCGCCUUUUAGAUUUUUAUCCAUUUUUCUCACCGAGUCGUAUUGCGAUUGGAUCAAUAAUGAUGGUGGGGUAUUUUUGUACCGCUAUCACUUUAGUCUGGUCCCAAGUGAUGUUACUUUCUAACGUGGAUACUGAUCUAUUUCUUACUUCAAAUAUUUAUAUUCUUAUUCAAUUUUCUAUUUCAUGUCUGGUGACCAGUUUAGCCUUAAUCCUACCUUCGGUAUUGAAUUUAAAUCCAAUAAGCUGUGAAAUGUAUGGUUAUUCUCGUAAUUUUGCUAAAAUUGGUUUAUUACUUUUAGCACUAACUUUUAAUUCAAUUCAGCUUGAUCUUAAUUUGUUUGGUGCUGUUGUCUACGUCGUAACUAUUCCUACAUGUAUAUUAUGCAUAAUCUGGAUGAUAUGUUUAUUCUCUUAUGCAACAUUGGAAUUAUAUUCUAUUAGUGUAUUUGUGUAUGCACUUCAGAAUGUGAUUUAUCCUGGUUUAUUCAUUCUGUCUGUUUCAUUCACCUCUAUGAUAUCAGUAAAUUUAUUUCCUCCCAACUUGACUGUAUUUCUGCUUUUCUCAAUUUUUGUAUCGUGUUUGGUUUGUUUUGUAAUUUGGGAUAUUAACGAUAGUUUAAUAACUGAUCAAAUUCAGUGUACGUUUACUAACUGCGAAUCUGAUACGAUAAUGACUAUGUUCGAAAAAGACGACAAUAGCAGUUCAUUGAAGAAAUCAUCGAAGAAAUUCUCAUCCGUUUCAUUGAAUAAUCCAAGACAUAGUCAUGUAGCUGUAUGCGAUUCAUUUUGUGAAUUACUUAUAAGAUUAAUUUUGUUAACUUGUUCAUUAGUUAGUUUAUUAAUUCUAUUAGUAUAUCUUGUUCAUCAUUUGGAAGUAUCUGUGGCUGAUAUUACUUGUCAGUUGUCUACAAUAUUCUCAUUGAAAAUAUUUUGUAUUGCACAAAUCUCCGUUGGAUAUCCCCAAAGAUGGCUCUGUGACAAGGUUCGAUGUCGGUCUGCUCGACUCAUUGACAAUGAUUCCAACGAUGUUUUACGAUUUAUUCUAAUAUCUAUAGUCAACGUUUGCAUUAUAUUAUCAGUUAUCCUUCGUUAUCUCUUCUGUCAAAGUUUGUCUACGGAAAUAGAAAUAUUCUUCCUUCCGUGGAUCAUCUUCACUUUUCAUGGUAAACAACUUCAUCGAUAUCGUCAUGUUUUAGCAUUAACCUGUUUCACUGUUCUUUUGUUGUACAUGGUGUUUAUUCAUUCACCAAUUGUGAAAGGUUAUGCACCAUCUUUGCCAACGUUUGAUCGUCAAUUUUUCGGUAGAACAAAUUCACCAUUGUAUUAUUGGAGUGAAUUUUUAUUAACUAUUGCAUUAUGUCCAUUGCAUGUAUUAUUUCUUGCAGAUCAAUCAAAUAUAACCACACAAGCUCUAGUUGAUAUACUUUUCUUAAAUCAAUUCAGUCAAUUACAUACACAUAAACAACAUUCAACUACAUUGUUAUCAUCAAUUCUAUGCUUUAAAUGUUUGAAAUUUCAAAUAGCAUAUACUUUAAGUUAUAUAUUUUCAUGCAUUUUGUAUACAGCUUAUGGUUUAUUACCAUUCUGCAUAAGUUAUUGGUUUGUAGCCAGCUCGUUGGCAUCGGCUAUUUUCGGUUUGUAUAGUUUUAUUAUUUGUUCUUAUUUAUUACUUCGUGUAGAUAUUGUCACAGACCAGUAUUCUUUUUAUUCGUACACAUGAAAUAAAUUUUAUUUGACGUGUUCCUCUUCGACUUAUUAUUAUAACGAAUGCAUUUUUAUCACUUUUUCAUCCUUUCCAAUUUUAUUAUUCUUCUGUACAUCUGUAAAUAUAGAUUUUGUACUAAAUUGUAAUAAUAAUAUAUGCUGUAAUGUACUCAACUUUUUUCUUCUCCGGUUUUUUCAAAAUCGUAAAUUAUUUUGUAUGUGCAUGUUUGUCCAGAUUGUUAUAUUUUGUGAAGAAUCUUAUAUACUUCAGACAGUGAGUUCCAACUGCCGAUUGAAAUAAACUGAAAUUACACAUUCCAAACUAAAGAGUACUGUUAAUAUAUUUUAUUUCUCACCAUUCCUCAGCCAUAGUAUUGAACUCAGAGCUUGCAUCGUACUGUAUACAUUCAGGUCUCUGAUAUGAAAUCUUUUGUUUCAUAUUUUUAUAUUUCAUAACUUUGUAAUGGAUGCAAUUCUUACUUAUUGUAACUGGUAUAAUAACUACUAAUAAUUUUUCACUAAUGAAUGUAAGUCUUCAUGAUUAUUCUUGAACAUGUAACGUAUUUUUUUUUAUGUCACUGAGAUAUUUUCUUUAAUAAACUUCUCAUUAUUGCU
Schistosoma margrebowiei is the source of this 4878-nucleotide messenger RNA. Lineage: Eukaryota; Metazoa; Platyhelminthes; Trematoda; Strigeidida; Schistosomatidae. The record is from the annotation of a GenBank genome assembly.